AUGGCUGCCCGCCUGCUGCUGCUCUUUUUCCUCGCCGUUGCUGCUCAAGAAGCUCCGGAAACUCUGCCGAUCGAUGGCGACAAGAGCCUCCAGUUGGUGCAAGUGAUCUGGCGCCACGGUGAUCGCUCCCCCACAACAACCUGCGCCACCGACCCGAUCCAGGACGACCAAUGGAUUUUUGGCGGCGGUGGCUGGGGCCAAUUGUCGCCGAUCGGCAUGCAGCAGCACGUGGAGCUGGGCGUGAAGCUGCGCAAGCGGUACAUCGACACCGGCUUCCUGUCGCCGCACUACCGGGCUGACGAGGUCUACUUCCGGUCCACCGACCUGAAUCGCACGCUGCUGUCCGCCAUCUCCAACACGAUCGGAAUGUACGGCCAGGGCGGCGCCGCCAAGGGCAUCUGGGGCAACAUCCCGGAUUUCGGGCCCGAUUCUAACUACACGUGGCCCGCCUUCUACAUCCCGAUCCCAAUCCACACCACCGUCAACCCCACCGAUUUUUGCGGAAACCCGGAUGCCAAAUGCCCGCGUCACGAACAUUUGCGGAAAAUGGCGGAAGAGACCCCCGACUUUGUGGCCCUGCUCAACGAUGAAAAUAACAAGAAAAUCUUCGCGCUGCUCACCGAAAAGUGCGGCAAGCCGUACAACUACGAAAACUUGUGGGAAGUGGUCGACGCGUUCUUCAUUGAGCGCGCCUACAACAGGACCAACCCGGCGUGGAUGACCGACGACUUGUACGUGGACCUCUUCGACCUGAACAACCAGGUCCAGGAUUUCGUCAACGGCAUCGGAAUCCCGCCAGUCAACGGGCUCGACCUUUCCGCCGAGAUUCGCCGCAUCCGCUCGGGCGCCAUGUUCAACCUCUUCAACGACCACAUCUCGCAAAAGCGCGACUGCGUGGCGAAGACCGGCGUCAACUGCAGCCAGUGGAUGAAGGGGCUCAAGUAUUUCGUGUAUUCGGCGCACGACACGACGCUGUACGCCUACCUGACCGCGCUCAACUCGGAGAAGCUGGUGAUCAAGGACGGAGGCUACCCCCAUUACUCGGCCGCCGUCAUCACCGAGUACUGGCGCGACAGGGCAGGCAAUGAUUAUGUCAAGUUCGUCUACCACAACGGCUACCAGGACGGCUUCACAGUGUUCACCGACCAGGUGCCCAUCUGCAACGGCUCGCACAUCUACUGCCCGCUGGAGAACUACCGCAAGCUGGCCGCCGAGCUCUCUUUCGCAAAAUGGGGUGGCCUGCCGGAAGUGAUGUGCAAAGACCUGGGCGUUACGGCUCCUUCGCCAACUCCGAUCCAAACGCAGAGAGAGGAUCCACCUCCGGCAAAUGUUGCUGAACAAGUGCGGCUAGGCCUCAUGCUCACCGUUGUCUCGCUACUCGCCUCGAUGCUGCGACUCCUC
This is a messenger RNA of Mesorhabditis spiculigera, 1401 nucleotides long. The record is from the annotation of a GenBank genome assembly. Lineage: Eukaryota; Metazoa; Nematoda; Chromadorea; Rhabditida; Rhabditidae.